This is a messenger RNA of Labrus bergylta (ballan wrasse), 2675 nucleotides long. It is a transcript of the gene arrdc2, whose product is annotated as arrestin domain containing 2. Gene Ontology annotation, biological process: protein transport. The record is from RefSeq and is a predicted model, not a curated record. Gene Ontology annotation, cellular component: cytoplasm; plasma membrane. Lineage: Eukaryota; Metazoa; Chordata; Actinopteri; Labriformes; Labridae.
CUCCACAGACUCCAAAUACGGCCGAUGUCUGAAGGCGUCCAGCAGUUUGAGCCUGAAACAAGGAACAAAAGACAUCUGAAGACGCUCUUUGGUUAACUGAAAGGAUUACUGAACCCGAAUAAAUAACUCGCUAACUCCGAAGAGGACUUUAACAUCCUGCAGAUAUGAUUUUCGACAAGUUAAAAAAGUUUGACGUCGUGUUCGACUCUCCGGAGGUGGACAGUCCCCCUGUUUUUAGCAGCGGGGACGUGGUGUCCGGCCGGGUGGUGCUGGACCUGUCCGGGGAGAGUCGGAUAGAGUCACUGAAGCUCCACGCCGAAGGGUUCGCUAAAGUACACUGGACCGAGUCCCGGUCCGCAGGCUCCAGUACCGCAUACACCCAGAACUACAGCGACGAAGUGGAGUACCUGAACCGAAGAGAAGUGCUGCUGCAGGCAGAUAAUGGCGAAAUGACUGUCCUUCCUGCCGGCAGACAUGAGUAUCCGUUUAGCUUCCAGCUCCCUGAGGAGACGCUCGUCACCUCCUUCGAGGGAAAACAUGGCAGCAUCCGCUACUGGGUCAAAGUGAAGCUGCAUAGGCCGUGGGCCACUGUCAAGAAGAUCAAGAAGGAGUUUACAGUCAUCGAGCCCAUUGACAUCAACACACCGGCCUUACUGGCGCCACAGGCUGGAACAAAGGACAAGAUGGCACGGGCAUGGUACCGAAACUUUGGACAGGUGUCUGUUACUGCAAAGAUCGACCGCAAAGGCUACACACCAGGUGAGGUGAUUCCUGUCUUUGCCGAGUUUGACAACUCUACCUCCAGAUCAGUAGUUCCCAAAGCUUACAUCACUCAGACGCAGACCUUCAUCGCACGAGGAACCAUGAAGCAGAAGCGCUCUGUGGUGGGCACUCUUUCCGGUGAUAUCGUGGGAGCCAGAAGCAGGGAGACGUGGCAUGGUCGCGCCAUCAAGAUCCCACCGGUGGGUCCCUCCAUCCUGCAGUGCCGCAUCAUCAAAGUGGAGUACAUGCUCAAGGUUUGUGUUGAUGUUCCUGGGACGUCCAAGCUGUGUCUGGAGCUGCCGCUGGUCAUCGGCACCAUCCCCCUCCACCCGUUUGGCAGCAGGACGUCCAGCGUUAGCAGCCAGUACAGCGUCAACCUCGAGUGGCUCCGCAUGGCCAUUCCGGAGCAGCCUGAGCCUCCUCCAGAUUACAGCUCCGUGGUGACGGAGGAGGAGGCCGAGCAGCGAAACAACACGGUGGUCCUGCCACCCGCCGAAGACCUGAGCGGGAUCCUGGAGCGCCCCCUCAUGGCUUUUGUCCAAGAAUUUCGUUUUAGACCUCCGCCGGUGUACUGCGAGAUUGACCCAAACCCUCAGCCCUUAAACAUGAGACCCCGCUGCAUGACGUGUUGAACCCUGAGCCCUGUCUGAGCGUCAAGCGACAUGAAUUUACAAAACCGAAUCAAGAGAUUUGUCGUCUCCUGGAUCACUUCUCUCUGAUAAAUGGCACCUGGUCCCACCGAGUGUCGUGGAGAGGGACCAGAGCGCCGUGGAGAGGUCAGGAGAUGGAACUCACAGGAACUGGACUGUCAGUGGAGGUGCAGCCACUUUGCUGUGUGGACACUUUCCUGCUCUGCUGUGAGAAAAGUAUCUCCUCCACAUCAGUUCCUGUCCUCCCCUGAGUGAUCCUUGGCUCGUGGUGAAGCGAGCUGCGAAUACCUCCCAAUCAACGAUUUCCCUCAUCUGAAGCUAAAGCGAAUUUAUGAUUUUGGGACCUAUCGAAAGGGGGGGGGGGUCACUUAAUAUUUGUCAGGUAGAGAGUUGGAAAUGCACCUGGUGUUCAAAGUUUGUAAUAAGCGCUCUUGAUUAGGUGACAUGUUAGGAAGCACAUUGUCAUCUUUGAGUGGCGUUUAAAGACAAAAGUGCAAUUAUUAUCUUCAGUUUCCAACUCUGCUCAUCCUGGCAGCACAGUGUGACUCAGCCGCAGUGUGCCUCUGUUACUUUCUACUGUUACUGAAGCAUUGACUAUCUGAAUGUGGACAAGUGAAGUAAGCAGGUGAAGAAUAUGCAGGUCAGAAUAUUUUUAAAGGGAAAAAUAUGUAUGCCUUAAUUAUCUGCCGAUGAAGAUUGCAUGAGAGUUUCAGGAAGUAGUUCUCUCAGAUGAACAAAAAAAACGAUUCAACUGUAUGUGGAUGAAUACCUAGAGGAGCGUUGUGUUAAUGGAAAGCUUAACACUCAAAUGUCACAUAGUUGUGGUUGUUGACUUUAGCACGAUGAUUAAAUAGGAUGAGCAAUUUGUGUAUAGAGCUGCACGAGGCUCAUAGAUUAGCUUUCCCAGCUGCUAAACAAAAGGAGGAGGAGGAGGAGGUCUCUGAGCUUUUGAUGGGAGCCAGAUGCCUCGGUGCUGUGGCGUUCAAGUUGAGCCUCAAGCUGGAGAUGCCACUGAAAUGGUGUGUGUGUGUGAGAGGAACAUUCCAAAAAGUGACUCGAGGAUGAUGUUUUACUCCUCAACUUCCAAAAAGACAAACUGUUAGGAGCAUGAAAGAUGUCUUCAGGGUCAGCGGUGCGACUUUGGUGUCGCGCACUGAAAUAAACGAAUGUAUUUUUAUACGAAUGCAGUUGUUGAUUCACAAUUUUACCAAAGUUUUGUAAUUGAUUUUUCUAAUAAAAUAAAAUAAAAAAAGCUCAAAAUGA